AUGUUCUUUCUGAUACGAAAAAAACACGUCCAUCUAUUUAUGAUCAUCGCAUUGCUUCUCGUGGUGACGGUGAUGAUGAUAAUUACGUCUCACCUCAUCUCCGAAGAAACCAACCAGAUCAUCCGCAACAAGCUUAGAAUCAACUACUUCGACACUUUGGCCAGAUCCGUGUAUAAACCCGGAAGUGAAGAAGAUGAAAAAAGUCUUGAAGUCGAUACUUCUGACCCCGAGUCUUAUUUCAACAGAGAAGUGGAAAAGUUGUACGACGCCAAAAAGAGCUCCGACGUUGAAAACAAGCUCUGGUUGCUCAACACGGACAUCCAGGACUCAGAAGUGCAGAUUCCAUUUUACUACUAUAUGGAUGAGAGCACUGCUGGUGCUGAUCAACUGGUGCAAUUCCACCAAUACCACAAGGAAAAUAAGCCAGACAUACAGCCCUUUGAGCCUCGUUUCACUUUGGCGAUGUACUACCAUUACAUCAAAGCGAGUUUGGAACAGAAUCCCAAGGAGCCUGUUCAAGUACCUUUCAAUUGGUACGACUGGGUAGAUUUGUCACGUUUAGACAAGUAUUUGUUAGCACCUUCCAACUUGAAACCCAAUUGCUCACAUCUUGAUGCCAGACCUGAAGAGGAAAAGUUGAACAAGCAAAAGGAGGAGCAAAAGCGUAUCGAAGACGAAAAGAAGCGUAUAGAGGAAGAAAAGAAGCGUAUAGAGGAAGAAAAGAAGCGUGUUGAAGAAGAAAAGAAAAGAGCCAAGGAAGAAGCCCAGAGAAAGGAAGAAGAAGAGAAGAAGAGAAAGGAAGAAGAGAAGAAAAGAAAAGAAGAAGAAGAAAAGAAGAAAGCUGAGGAGCAGCAAAGAAAAUUGCUCGAAGCGAAUGGUGAAUCUGAAAAAUCUGAAGAACAGCAGAAAAAUGAACAAAAUAAUGUUCAGCAGAAGCAGAAUUUGAACAAAAGACAGGACGAUGCUGAAGAAGAAAGACCAAGACUCCAAAAACGUUUAUCUGCUAAUGCUCCUGAUUUUUUCUGUGAGGAUAAUAGUGACUUUCUUCGUGAACAUGAUAACGGGCAUACUGUCCAUCCUGGUUUCAAUGUGUUCAGGAGUUCUGGAAAGACCACACCAGAAAAGGCUAUUCUUUCUGGAAAAUCGUAUCUCUACUCGUUUGCACCAGCUCCGACUAUGAUUCUCUUUUUGACUAGUGAUGGUUCAUAUAAUGUAUCUGUCAACUCUAACCAAAAGCUUCUUAACAAUGGUUUGGUAGAACAAUACAUUGCUGAUACUAAGUCGCAUACCAUUGAUAUUAUCCAUGAAUUAAGGUCGUUACGGAAGGCUUUUCCUCCAAACAAGCAUCAAGUAAUGACAGACUAUAAAGUCAAUAUUCCAGAAGAAAACUUUGAGCUCAAGACAGAUGAGUUAAUUAAGGGUUACGAAUCUAUAUUGCUUGACGGAAAGCAACUUCCUAGCAACGAAUUAAAGUAUUACCACAGUUUGAAAUACUCCGACCAUGAAGUCAAGAAUGGCGGUCCGCCAAAGUACUUCACUGAGGCUCGUUUAUUGACCAACUUGUUGGGUGACCAUUAUGAUUGGAGAUUCUUCAACGGUGUAAUCUAUGGCUCAUACGAACAAACGUUGAUUUUACAUAGAAUGGUCCGUGCCUGGUUGUCGUUUACCCGUAAAAAUGGAAUUGUAACAUGGGUAGCCCAUGGAUCCUUAUUAUCCUGGUACUGGAAUGGUAUUGCAUUCCCAUGGGAUAACGAUAUCGAUGUCCAGGUUCCAGUUAUGGAUUUGCACAAGUUAUCGCUUCAUUUCAACCAGACUUUAGUUGUGGAAGAUGCAGAAGAUGGAUUCGGUCGUUACUUCUUGGAUUGUGGUACGUUUAUCACUUUAAGAGCAAAGGGUAAUGGCAAUAACAAUAUCGAUGCCCGUUUCAUUGAUGUUGAUUCUGGUCUUUACAUCGAUAUUACCGGAUUGGCAUUGUCUCUGACUCUGCCCCCAGACCGUUAUAAGAAGAACUUACCUGCAAACUGGAAAAUCGAUGGGAAUGAUUACGUUCCAACUAAUAGACAAUUGAAAAUCUACAACUGCCGAAACAAUCACUUUUCCAGCUUGAGUGAAUUGAGCCCUCUUAUCAAAACUUCUAUUGAAGGUGAAAUUGGUUAUGUUCCUCAGAAAUACACUGACAUUUUGACUGUAGAAUAUUCUAAGGGUAUGUUGAACAAGAAAUUCCAGGGGCAUGUCUUUUUACCUCAGGUUAGAUUGUGGCUCCGUGAAGAAGACUUGUACUAUUUCAUCUACCAUCGUGAAAAAUGGAACAAGUACCACAGUUUCACGAUGAAAUAUGCCAACAGCGAUGAUGGUGAAGACCAGGAGUUUUUCACGGACUUACAGUAUGAGUUGACGGAGGAUGAAAAGAAGCAAUUGAGAGCAAAGUCACACAGCCCUCUCAUGUUGAAGGAUGAUGAGAUGUCCACCAUCUUCAAAUUUACGGAAGAUGAGUUAUUGCAACUUCUCCACAAGGAUGAAAUCUUCAUGGCCUAUUACGGUUCCAAAGAUUUUACUUCUUUCCACGAGGAAGAAAUCAUGCAUUUAUUAUUUGGCAAAUCUACAGCUCAAUUAAUCAACGAUGCCCCAGACUUCAAGCCAAUGAAGUAUGAUCCAUUCCUCUUCAAGAUGCAUAACGAAUACAUUACCUACGAGGAGGAGGUCAACCGCUACUUGGCCCUCUUAACAGCAUAC
This is a messenger RNA of Scheffersomyces stipitis CBS 6054, 2733 nucleotides long. It is a transcript of the gene MNN4, whose product is annotated as Mnn4p. Lineage: Eukaryota; Fungi; Ascomycota; Pichiomycetes; Serinales; Debaryomycetaceae. The annotation marks the transcript as partial. The transcript has 2 exons. The record is from RefSeq and is a predicted model, not a curated record.